Molecule: messenger RNA, 862 nt
Organism: Vicugna pacos (alpaca)
Lineage: Eukaryota; Metazoa; Chordata; Mammalia; Artiodactyla; Camelidae
Gene: EIF4EBP1
Product: eukaryotic translation initiation factor 4E binding protein 1
Biological process (GO): negative regulation of translational initiation
Cellular component (GO): cytoplasm
Molecular function (GO): eukaryotic initiation factor 4E binding
Source: RefSeq, a predicted model, not a curated record
GGCCCGAGCCGGGAGGAGCGAGGCCAGAGGGGCGAGAGGGCCACGCUCCGGCUGCGGGCUGCAGCGCGCGGGAGACCAUGUCCAGCGGCAGCAGCUGCAGCCAGACCCCAAGCCGGGCCAUCCCCGCCACUCGCCGGGUGGUCCUCGGCGACGGCGUGCAACUGCCGCCCGGGGACUACAGCACCACCCCCGGCGGCACGCUUUUCAGCACGACCCCGGGAGGUACCAGGAUCAUCUACGACCGGAAGUUCCUGAUGGAGUGUCGGAACUCACCUGUGACCAGGACGCCCCCACGGGACCUGCCCACCAUCCCGGGGGUCACUAGCCCCACGGGUGAGGAGCCUCCCACAGAAGCCAGCCAGAACCACCUGCGCAGCAGCCCGGAGGACAAGCCGGCGGGCGGUGAAGAGUCACAGUUUGAGAUGGACAUUUGAAGGACCAGCCAUCGGAUCAGGCAAUGCCUCUGGGCUCCAAUGGCCUCUCGGGAGAAGAGCCACACCAGCCAGGCCUUAAGCAAGCGACCAUCCUGCGCAGGCGUAGGGCGCGGGGUCGGCCACCCCAGCCCCCUGCUCCCUCACUCAGGGCACCUGCUCCCCUUUCCUCUUCAUGGACACCAGCAGAUACCUCCAUGUGCCUCCCUCCCUGCAGGAGCUGUCACCCCAAGGAGAGGAACCUCAGGCACACCCUGCAGCCCAGGGCAAGCCAGUGGACACAGACAGGAGCCCUUCUGAGUGGUCCUCCGGCUCUUCCAGCCCCGUCCUCUGGGGGCGCACCUGCCCCUUCCUUAGGACGGUGUGGAAAAACUCCCCUCCCUCCCUUCCCAAGAAAGGAAAUAAAAGCCACCUUCGCCCUAGGGCCCAGA